This is a messenger RNA of Balaenoptera acutorostrata (minke whale), 2094 nucleotides long. RefSeq names its product hypoxia inducible factor 3 subunit alpha (gene HIF3A). The record is from RefSeq and is a predicted model, not a curated record. Bases 1 to 2010 code for a protein of 669 amino acids. The transcript is spliced from 15 exons. Gene Ontology annotation, molecular function: DNA-binding transcription factor activity, RNA polymerase II-specific; protein dimerization activity; RNA polymerase II transcription regulatory region sequence-specific DNA binding. Lineage: Eukaryota; Metazoa; Chordata; Mammalia; Artiodactyla; Balaenopteridae. Gene Ontology annotation, biological process: regulation of transcription by RNA polymerase II; cellular response to hypoxia.
AUGGCGCUGGGGCUACAGCGCGUAAGGUCGAGCACGGAGCUGCGCAAGGAGAAGUCCCGGGAUGCGGCCCGCAGCCGGCGCAGCCAGGAGACCGAGGUGCUGUACCAGCUGGCGCACACUCUGCCCUUCGCGCGCGGGGUGAGCGCCCACCUGGACAAGGCCUCCAUCAUGCGCCUCACCAUCAGCUACCUGCGCAUGCACCAACUCUGCGCCGCAGGGGAGUGGAACCAGGUGGGAGCAGGGGGCGAGCCACUGGAUGCCUGCUACCUGAAGGCCCUGGAGGGCUUCGUUAUGGUGCUCACCGCCGAGGGAGACAUGGCUUACUUGUCAGAGAAUGUCAGCAAACACCUGGGCCUCAGUCAGCUUGAGCUGAUCGGACACAGUAUCUUUGAUUUUAUCCAUCCCUGUGACCAAGAGGAGCUUCAGGACGCCCUGACCCCCCGGCAGAGCCUGUCCAAAAAGAAGCCGGAGGCCCCCACCGAGCGGUGCUUCUCCUUGCGCAUGAAGAGCACCCUCACCAGCCGCGGGCGCACCCUCAACCUCAAGGCGGCCACCUGGAAGGUACUGCACUGUUCUGGACACAUGAGGGCCUACAAGCCCCCUGCACAGUCUUCCCCGGCCGGGAGCCCCAACUUGGAGCCCCCCCUGCAAUGCCUGGUGCUAAUCUGUGAAGCCAUCCCCCACCCUGGCAGCUUGGAGCCCCCGUUGGGCCGGGGGGCCUUCCUCAGCCGCCACAGCCUGGACAUGAAGUUCACCUACUGUGACGAGAGGAUUGCGGAGGUUGCUGGCUACAGCCCUGAUGACCUGAUUGGCUGUUCUGCCUAUGAGUACAUCCAUGCGCUGGACUCAGAUGCAGUCGGCCAGAGCAUCCAUACCUUGCUGAGCAAGGGCCAGGCAGUAACGGGGCAGUACCGCUUCCUGGCCCGGAGUGGUGGCUACCUGUGGACCCAGACCCAGGCCACAGUGGUGUCGGGGGGCCGGGGCCCCCAGUCUGAGAGUAUCGUCUGCGUCCAUUUCCUGAUCAGCCGGGUGGAAGAGACCGAAGUGGUGCUGUCCCUGGAGCAAACGGAGCGACACUCUCGCAGACACGUUCAGCGGGGCACCCCCUCUCAGAAGGAUGCCCCUAAUCCCGGUGACAGCCUUGACACCUCUGGUCCCCGGAUCCUAGCCUUCCUGCACCCCCCUGCCCUGAGUGAGGCCGCCCUGGCCGCUGACCCCCGUCGUUUCUGUAGCCCUGACCUCCGUCGCCUCCUGGCACCGAUCCUGGAUGGGACUUCAGUAGCCGCUACCCCCAGCGCACCCCCAGCCCCACGACGCCCCCGAAGUCCUCUUCCGGCUGAUCUCCCAGAUGAACUACUUGUGGAUGUGGAGAAUGCACACAAACUCUUUGCCUCUGGGAAAGACCUUGAGGCAGUGGAGACAGAUCUAGAUAUAGCUCAGGACGUCGAUGCUCUGGACUUGGAGAUGCUGGCCCCCUACAUCUCCAUGGAUGAUGACUUCCAGCUCAACUCCAGUGAGCAGCUACCCAGGGCCUACCACAGACCUCCAGGGGCUGUUCCCCGGCCCCGUGCACGGAGCUUCCACGGCAUGUCGCCCCCAACCCCUGAGCCCUCCCUGCUGCCCCGCUGGGGGAGUGACCCCCGGCUGAGCUGUUCCAGCCCCUCCAGAGGGGACCCCUCAGCAUCCUCCCCCAUGGCUGGGGCUCGGAAGAGGGCCCUGGCCCAGAGCUCAGAGGACGAGGCAGAGGGGGUGGAGCUGCUGGGAGUGAGACCCCCCAAACGAUCCCCCAGCCCAGAACCCGGAAACUUCCUGCUGCCUCCCCUCAGCCUGAGUUUCCUUCUGACAGGAGGACCAGCCCCAGGGAGCCAGCAGGAUCCCAGCACCCACCUCCUAGAACUGAAUGAGCCCCUGGGCCUGGGCCCCUCCCUGCGCUCUCUCUACCCGGACGAGGACACCACCCAGCCCAGGAGCCACUUUCAGCCAGCGGCAGGCUUGGCCCAGGCCAACUGAGCCAGGUCCUCUUCCCAUCUCCCUUCUCCCCCCCACCAAGAAAGGACGUCAGUCAUACUCCAAGCCGGCAGCCAAUGCACAGGA